This is a messenger RNA of Trichoderma citrinoviride, 3024 nucleotides long. RefSeq lists its product as hypothetical. Gene Ontology annotation, molecular function: metal ion binding. The coding region runs from base 1 to 3024 and encodes 1007 amino acids. The record is from RefSeq and is a predicted model, not a curated record. Gene Ontology annotation, biological process: protein processing. Gene Ontology annotation, cellular component: mitochondrial matrix. Lineage: Eukaryota; Fungi; Ascomycota; Sordariomycetes; Hypocreales; Hypocreaceae. The transcript is spliced from 3 exons.
AUGUUGCGCAACGCAGCCAAUACGGCUCGCAAGACCGUCACGGAUCUCGCGCUGUAUCCGAAGCCCGGGUCCAAGCUGCAUGGCUUCACCCUCAUCCGAGCAAAGCACGUCCCGGAGCUGGAGUUGACGGCACUGCAGCUGCAGCACGACAAGACCGGCGCCGACUAUCUGCAUAUUGCGCGUGAUGACACCAACAAUGUCUUCUCCAUCGGCUUCAAGACGAAUCCCCCCGAUGAUACCGGCGUUCCCCACAUUCUGGAGCAUACCACUCUUUGCGGCAGCGAGAAGUAUCCUAUUCGCGACCCAUUCUUCAAGAUGCUCCCUCGGACGCUCUCCAACUUCAUGAAUGCAAUGACGGCUUCAGAUCAUACCUUUUAUCCCUUCGCAACCACGAACGAGCAGGACUUCAAGAACCUCAUGUCCGUGUACCUCGACGCCACACUUCAUCCCUUGUUAAAGCAAUCCGACUUUCUCCAGGAAGGGUGGCGAAUUGGACCCGAGAAUCCAUCGGCUGAAGACGCAGAGGGCAAAAGGCUCGUUUUCAAGGGCGUCGUGUACAACGAGAUGAAGGGGCAGAUGUCGGAUGCAGGAUACCUUUACUACAUUCGAUUUCACGAUCACAUCUUCCCCGAUAUCAACAACUCUGGCGGCGAUCCUCAGAAAAUCACGGACCUUACCUACGAGCAACUCAAGAACUUCCAUGCUGAAAACUACCAUCCGAGCAACGCCAAGCUGUUCACCUACGGAGACAUGCCUCUGGCCGACCACCUGCGAGAGGUUGACGCCAGGCUUCAGGCAUUUGAGAAGAUUGCCAAGGACAAGGUCAUCCACUUGCCCAUCGAGCUGAAUGGCCCCAAGGAAGUCACCCUCCAUGGGCCGUUGGAUCCAUUGGUUGCUCCGGACCGACAAUACAAGACGUCAGUGUCUUGGAUAACAGGUGACACUACGGAUGUAGUGGAGUCGUUCUCCGUAUCACUGCUUUCUACACUGUUGAUGGAUGGCUACGGUUCGCCGUUGUACCGUGGCUUGAUUGAGGCUGGCAUGGGCGCCGACUGGAGCCCCAACGCAGGCUACGACAGCUAUGCGAAGCGUGGCAUCUUCUCAAUCGGCCUCACUGGCGUUCAAGAGUCCGAUGUUCCCAAGGUCAAGGGCAAGAUUCAAGAGAUCCUGCGCGAAGUGAGGGAUAAAGGCUUCGACCAGGGCAAGAUUGAUGGCACGCUGCACCAGCUGGAGCUUUCCCUCAAGCACAAGACGGCCAACUUUGGUUAUUCUAUGCUCAACAGACUGAAGCCGAAGUGGUUUAAUGGCAGCGAUCCCUUCAACCAAUUGGCCUGGAAUGACACCAUUGCUGGUUUCCAGGCCAAGAUGGCCGAGGGCGGUUACCUUGAAGGCCUGAUGGACAAAUACCUGCUCAACGACAACACCUUGACUUUCACUAUGGCACCGUCAGCAACUUUCGGCGAGGAUCUGAUUGCUGAGGAACAGGCGCGACUAUCUUCCAAAAUCCAGGACGCCGUGAAGAAGGCCGGUGACGAGGAGGCUGCUCGCCUGCAGUUCGAGAAGCAGGAGCAGGACCUGCUGGUGGAGCAAAACAAGACGAAUACCGAAGACCUGAGCUGCCUGCCAACUGUCCAUGUCAAGGACAUUCCGAGAUCAAUCGAGCCGACGGUAGUGCGAGACGAAUUUGCGGAUGGUAUCCCGAUCCAAUGGCGAGAGGCGCCGACCAAUGGCCUCACUUACUUCCGCGCCAUCAACACGCUGGAAGGUCUGCCCGAUGAUCUUCGAGAGCUUAUUCCCCUGUUUACGGACAGCAUUAUGCGUCUUGGCACAAGAGACAUGACGAUGGAGCAGCUCGAGGAUCUCAUCAAGCUCAAGACGGGCGGCGUUUCUGUCGGCUAUCAUUCCACGGCUUCGCCCACGGACUUUACGCAGUCGAGCGAAGGCAUUAUCUUUACUGGCAUGGCACUUGACAGGAACGUACCGGUCAUGUACGACAUUCUGCGCAAGUUGGUGCAGGAGACCGACUUCGACAGCCCGGAGGCCUCGCUACGGAUUCGACAGCUGCUGCAAGCUUCAGCCGACGGUGUUGUCAACGACAUCGCCUCAUCCGGACAUCGAUUUGCGAUGGGUCACGCCGAGUCGAGCCUGACCCGCAGCGCUUGGCUACGGCAGCAGGUGGCUGGCUUAUCACAGGUUAAGCUGGUCACCUCGUUGACGAGCAGGCCUGAAUCCGAUCAGCUGGAGGAUGUCAUUGGCAAGCUCAAGCGGAUCCAAGAGUUCGCCCUGACCCGAGGCAAGAUGCGCACUGCCCUUACGUGCGGCACCGAGCACGUGGAAGAGAACCUGAACUCGCUGAAGAGCUUUACGGGGGCGCUGCCUCGAGAGGCAUCAGGGAUGCCGCACACCAGCCCGUCACCCCUCCCGAAAGAUAGCAAGGCCUUCUUCCCUCUGCCAUAUCAAGUCUACUACGGAGGCCUCUCUGUCUCCACAACAUCCUAUACGUCACCCGAAGGUGCGCCGCUGCAGAUUCUUGCACAGCUGUUAACACAUAAGCACCUUCACCACGAAAUUCGAGAGAAGGGUGGUGCGUAUGGCGGUGGAGCUUAUUCAAAGGCCCUGGAUGGCCUCUUUGGAUUCUAUUCGUAUCGCGACCCUAACCCACAAAACACGCUGGGCAUCAUGCGCAAUGCUGGCCGGUGGGCAGUGGAGAAGCAAUGGAGCGAUCGCGACCUGGAGGAAGCCAAGAUUUCCGUUUUCCAGGGAGUCGACGCUCCGAAGUCGGUGAACCAAGAGGGCAUGGCGAGGUUCUUGUCCGGUAUCACAGAGGAGAUGAAGCAGAGGAAGAGAGAGCAGUUGUUGGACGUGACGAAAGACCAAGUCAGAGACGUGGCACAAAAGUACCUUGUUGAUGCUAUCGAAAGGGGAGAGGAGCGCACAACCUUUUUGGGAGAAAAGCAGGGCUGGGUUGACGGAACCUGGACCGUCCAUGAGAUGAACGUCAACGGCUCUCAGGAAUAUUCUUAA